Messenger RNA from Aspergillus affinis, 2262 nucleotides. Its product is annotated as MFS general substrate transporter. The record is from RefSeq and is a predicted model, not a curated record. Bases 1 to 2262 code for a protein of 753 amino acids. Gene Ontology annotation, molecular function: transmembrane transporter activity. Gene Ontology annotation, biological process: transmembrane transport. The transcript has 3 exons. NCBI's taxonomy places the organism in Eukaryota, Fungi, Ascomycota, Eurotiomycetes, Eurotiales, Aspergillaceae.
AUGGGCCAGCUCGCAAACGUUUUCGGUCGCCGCAUUCCCCUAAUCUGGUCAACCGCGCUCUUCAUUCUGGGUAGCGGCAUCGCCGGAGGCGCACGCCAUCCCGCCAUGCUAAUUGGCGGCCGCACCGUCCAGGGCGUCAGGGCAGGAGGGAUUUACGUGCUCUUGGACAUCGUGUUCUGCGAUCUUGUCCCCCUUCGUGAGCGUGGCAAGUAUCUCGGCCUCAUGUUCUCAUGGUCCGGGCUCGCAGCUGCCUUGGGUCCUGUGCUUGGUGGGGCCCUAGCGGAGGCAAACUGGCGCUGGAUAUUCUAUCUGAAUAUUCCCAUCUGUGGAGUCGCACUGACAGUCAUCUUGUUCUGCAUGCGUUCUCGUAACCGGCGGAAUCCAGCACCCCUGGUCAUCCUGGCGAGUUUUUGUCCCUCUAGUCUUGGAGCCCUGGGCUGGAUAGGAUUCCAUGUCCAACAAUCCUUCACCAAACACCCCAGCGUCCCUAACCGACUGUUUACUAACCGUACCUCGGCCAUCGACUUUGCCUUGACUUUGCUCUCCUCCAUUUUAGUCCAAGCAACGUCCUAUUUUCUCCCGAUUUACUUCCAAGCCGUCAAGAGCACUACCGUCCUCCGAUCUGGAAUCAACUUCCUCCCCUUUGCCAUCGGAAGACUCUUUUUCGCCGCGGCUGCAGGCACUCUUCUCAGCAAAUUGGGAGUCUACAGGCCCAUCCACGCGACUGCUUUCGGGCUCUCGUCUAUAAGUUUCGGGCUAUUCACUCUUCUAAGUGAGAGUACGAGCAAGUUGGCUUGGGUCUUUUAUCAGCUCAUCGGUAGUGCAGGUGCCGGUAUGAUUUUAUCGACGUUGCUUCCUGCCAUAAUGGCCGCGUUGUCGGAGGCUGACGUGGCAUCGGCGUCGGCCACGUACAGCCUUAUUCGGACGUUCGGGUAUAUCUGGGGUGUGACUAUUCCGUCAAUCGUGUUUAACGGUGUCUGGAAGGGAGAGUUGGCACGGGGCCGAAUUCAAGCGGAGUGGUUGAGGAAGGAGCUGAGAGAGGGAGGUGCGUAUACGUUCGCCAGCCAGGGUCAUUCACUCAAGAGCGAUGUCAAGGGCAACAUUUGGAGCGAGGUGGUCACUGUUUAUAUCCGUAGUUUGGAGACGAUUUGGUGGAUCGGGCUAGGCAUCAGCCUCUUUGGAUUUUGUUUGGUCUGGGUUGCAAAGGAAUUGGAAUUGAGGACGGAACUAGAGACGGAGUAUGGGACCCAGGAGAAGAGGCCUAAAGAAGGAGAGGCGCCGUCUGCCUCGCAGAUCGAGAUAGCUGUUAUUGAGAAUUUUAUGGGAUCUCUUCGAGCGUUUCUAGAUGCAGGGGUAGACCCGAACUGCUUUGGCCCUGGCGGACGUCGCUUGCUAGGCACGGCUCUCUUGAAUGGCCGGCUUGAUGCUGUAAACAUGCUGUUGAAGUACAAGGUCAAUGUAGAUGUGGACCUAACGAAGUAUCAUCCAUGCUAUUUGAGCGCGGAUGAGGAUGAACUAUGGGACUCGGAGGACUUUCAUUGGCUAUGGCCAGGCAUUGAUCCUGUGCCUAGCCCCUUAAUGUAUGCCUGCAUGUACGGGAGGGCGCAUAUUUACUCCGACUGCAAAAUAUCCCCGGACAGUUUCGAUUACAGUGUUGAUCUUGUCUCGCCACUUAUCAGAGGGGGAUGCAGGAUCAGAUUGUAUACAGAGUUGAGAGCGAUCCUGAGCAGACGCGAUGGCCUCAGCUUGCUAACGUUGUCGAUCGAGCAUGGAUUCCGCCUGCGGGAUCUGACACCUCCAGGCCGUAACCGAUGGCCCCGUCCUCUGGACGUUUUCUUUGCGAUCAUUGAGUCUAUAGCCUGGUCGGAGUGCUCCCGCGCCGGCGCCAUAAUGUUCGUGGUCUUUCUUUUCGAAAAGUUCCCGUCGUUGCUGACAGACCGAGAUAUGCGGACCAAAUUCGACCCGCCCCUGAGCCUCUACCCACCCCCGAACGUCCUUCACCUAUGUACAAGAGAGCAUCACUGGCGGGCAGUUGUGGGCUUUCUGGAGGGCGGCGCCGAGGUGAGAAAGCCCUAUGACGGGUUUUAUAACGAGGUGGAUUUCUUGGAAUUUGAAGAACUAAAGAUACGUCGGGCUUCGCCAGAGCAUUGGGAGGAGCUUUUCGAGGUAUCGGAGAUGAAUGAUCUGAGAGUCAAGCAGCGCCUCGAAAUGCGACUGCAGCUGACCUAUUACAGGAUCAAGGAUUUCGCCUCCUAUUACUAG